Molecule: messenger RNA, 789 nt
Organism: Pisolithus orientalis
Lineage: Eukaryota; Fungi; Basidiomycota; Agaricomycetes; Boletales; Pisolithaceae
Exons: 4
Coding region: 1-789 (262 amino acids)
Source: RefSeq, a predicted model, not a curated record
AUGUCGACGAUAUCACACAACGAGGUCCGACUUUCCAGGUCGAUGCUUUUCGACCUUCUCGACGACCUCCAGAGCAGGACUCUUCUCGAAUUCCGCACCCAAAUUCGUCUUUUCAUUCACGGCGGUGCCGUGAUGAUCCUACACAGAUCCCUCUCUACUUCCAGCACACGUAGAACGACUAGAGAUAUAGACUAUAUCCGACGUGCGUUCGGACACGAGUGGAGAAAACGUGGCGUACAUGACGCAGAGGAGCGGUUGCAGGCUUGUAUUAACGCCACAGCCCGUAAAUUCGAGGUUGGCACCGACUGGAUGAAUGCCGACCCGGACGUCGCUCUUCCUUUCGCUCGGGAUCCCAGAGGUCACAUCUACGACCCCAUAUACCAUGACUCCAAACAACAAAAUAACAUAGACAUGAACACCAUAUACGAAGCACCUGGCCUACGCCUCAUCAGCGUUACCAUGUUCUGGGGCGUCGCUCUGAAACUAGUACGGUACAAGAAAGAAGACCCAAAGGAUAUCGUUGCAAUGUUAAAACAUGGUACCAAGUUAAAUGGGGUACAGUGGACGCCAACACUGAUGGAAGAGUGGAUCAAGGCGCUCUGUUGGCCAAUGGGUUAUAGUCAAUAUCAUCCACAGCAGUCGGAAGAACUCAGGACGCGCAUACGCGAUGCCGUACGACUUGUUCAGAUGUCUUCGGACGAUCAGGAAGGUAUCGACGGUCCCGACGGGUUUUGCUUGCUCGGACAGCACCGCUUAUCACAAUCACCCUCCAAUACCCAAGCAGCAUAA